This is a messenger RNA of Pyricularia grisea, 183 nucleotides long. RefSeq lists its product as uncharacterized. The record is from RefSeq and is a predicted model, not a curated record. The coding region runs from base 1 to 183 and encodes 60 amino acids. Lineage: Eukaryota; Fungi; Ascomycota; Sordariomycetes; Magnaporthales; Pyriculariaceae. The transcript has a single exon.
AUGGAAACCGCGUUUAAACAGACGGAAAUCGCGUUUGCUGAUGCUUUGGAGAUAUUGGACAAGCAGAGUAAGAUAGUAGAAGUAUACGAGAUUAGAGACCGCUUUGUGCGCCUUUUAAUUAAAGCAAGUGUUUGGAAGUAUUGCAAAAACUGCGCAAAGGGGUGGCUGGAGGCUCGCAAAUAA